AUGUCAUUUUACCACCGUGAAGAUUACGAGCCGUUGGAUUCGACUCUGAACCUCCUACUGAUUUAUUUUGAGUGCUGUCUGCAGCCCCAGAGCAUCAUGGGAAUUUCAGGCCUGCUGCAGUUCCUCAAAGACGCCUCAGAGCCAGUGAACGUCAAGAAGUACAAAGGACAAAGUGUAGCUGUGGACACUUACUGCUGGCUCCACAAGGGGGCGUUCUCCUGCGCUGAGAAGCUGGCUAAAGGAGAGACCACAGAUCAAUAUGUGUGGUACUGCAUGAAGCUGGUGGACAUGCUUCUGAUGUUCGGAGUGAAGCCCAUUCUGGUGUUCGAUGGUCGAAACCUACCGUCGAAGAGAGAAGUGGAGAAGACCCGCAGAGAGCGUCGAGAGCUAAAUCUACAGAAGGGCAAACAGCUUCUGAGAGACGGAAAACUGUCAGAGGCUCGAGAAUGUUUCAAUCGCUGCGUGAAUAUAACUCCAGCCAUGGCCCACAACCUGAUCAAGGUGGCGCGCUCCCGUGGCGUGGACUGUCUCGUGGCGCCGUAUGAAGCCGAUGCGCAGCUCGCCUUCCUCAGUAAAAGGGGUUUGGCUCAAGCUGUGAUCACAGAGGACUCGGACCUGCUCGCCUUUGGCUGCAAGAACGUGAUCCUGAAGAUGGACAAGCAGGGGAACGGUCUGGAGAUCUCCCAGAGUCACUUUGGGCGAGUGAAGUGUUUAGGAAAUGUGUUCACGGAGGAGAAGUUUCGUCACAUGUGCAUCAUCUCCGGCUGCGACUACCUGCCCUCCCUCCACGGCAUUGGCCUGGGCAAGGCCUGCAAACUGCUGAGGCUGUCCCGCGAUCCGGACAUUCUCAAGGUCAUAAAGAAGAUGGGCCAGUACCUGAAGAUGGACCUGCUGGUACCGGACUCGUACUUGGAGGGUUUCACUCGGGCCAACAACACGUUUCUGUAUCAGCUGGUGUUCGACCCGAGGAGCCGGAGAGUGGUCCCUCUGAACCCUUACCCCGAAGACCUGGACCAGGGCCAGGACCUGAGCUACGCCGGGCUGAACCUUGGAGAUCAGAAGGGUCUGCAGAUGGCUUUGGGAAACCUGGACCUGAACUCUCUGGAGAAGAUUGACGACUUCAACCCAGACACGGCCCCUCAAACACAGAGUAAAGCUCGCAGUCGCAGUUGGACCGACGCGCCCUCCUCCCUCCCGAUCAGCUCUAUCUGGACCAGAGAUGCCUCCACAGCACCCCCUACAGGCUGCAGUAGAGAUGCCUCCACAGCAACCCCUAAAGGCUGCCACUCUCCUCCUCCUGCAGACAACAGAACCUCCUCCAGGGGGCAGCACAAGCUUCUGAGUGUGGCUCUGAAGCUGCAGCUCAAACGGCCAAGAGAAGAUUGUCCGCUGUCGGAGCAGGACAUGUUUCUGCAGUAUUCUUCAAAGGACCAAAAGAGGCAGAGAACCACCCCUGCCCUCUCCUCCUCCCCCAAACCUCCCCCCCACAGUCGGAACCGGUUUGCCACGUUACUACAGCAGAGGAACCAGAGCGACGAGGGGAGCGAGGCCACACGCAGCAGGUUUUUCCGCAGCUCUCCUCCCCCCUCUCCCCCACUGAGCUCCCCCCAUAGUGACCCAGAUGACUGCGAGGCUCCAGAGGCUCCCUCUGUGGACACUCCCACCUCCUCUCCUACUGCGCCACCUGCCGAGCCUCCUGCCGAGCCUCCUGCCGAGCCUCCUGCAGUGUCCCCCUCCGCCACCAGGGGGCAGCAGCUUUUCCACUGGUCCAGCUCUCCUCCCUCACUCCCUCCACAGUCUGGACUCUCAGCUCUGAAGAGGUUCAGGUUCAAGAAGACCAUUGAGACUCACAGUUCUCCUACACACAGCCUCUCCCCCACUCCAGACUCUCAGGACAGUGCGUACUUCUCCCAGCCCCAGGCCCCCACAGAGACCCCCCCUGAGGGCACUCCUGAGGAGGCGGCCCUCUGCACCGCACACGAUCUGGACAGAAACACUGAAGCAGAUCUGAGGUCAGCGGACAGGAUACUGGGCACGCCAACUUAUAAGGCAGCUGGUCUCUCUCGUCCGCAUUCCUCUCAACCUGUCAAACCUCGAUCUCUGGGUCCGGCUCGGGUCAGUGGUCUCAGGAAGUCCGGCUCCAGACCUGGACCCAGACCUGGACCCAACAAUGAGAACAGUCCCUCCGUCCAGGCCACGAUCAGCGGACUGUGGAAGCACUACAGCUUCAGCAAAGUUGGUCCAAAGAUGGUUCGGAAGGAACCUCUAUCUCCAGUGAAAGACAACACGAUUCUUCAGUGA
This is a messenger RNA of Knipowitschia caucasica, 2301 nucleotides long. The record is from the annotation of a GenBank genome assembly. NCBI's taxonomy places the organism in Eukaryota, Metazoa, Chordata, Actinopteri, Gobiiformes, Gobiidae.